This is a messenger RNA of Malaclemys terrapin pileata, 8507 nucleotides long. It is a transcript of the gene NCOA2, whose product is annotated as nuclear receptor coactivator 2. The coding region runs from base 346 to 4734 and encodes 1462 amino acids. The transcript is spliced from 23 exons. The record is from RefSeq and is a predicted model, not a curated record. Gene Ontology annotation, cellular component: nucleus. Gene Ontology annotation, biological process: cellular response to hormone stimulus; positive regulation of transcription by RNA polymerase II. Lineage: Eukaryota; Metazoa; Chordata; Testudines; Emydidae. Gene Ontology annotation, molecular function: nuclear receptor binding; protein dimerization activity.
UCGCUGAAGACACUUUUUCCAACACACACACCCCCGCCCCGGCGCGCUUUGUUUUUGUGUGGUGGGGAGAUAGGAGCGACGGCUGCUCCCUCCUUGUGGCGAACACUGGGGCCGUACAAACCGGCGCAGAGCCGCUCUCUCAAGUCUCAGCGACUGGGGAAGACGACUCCUUGGAGGAGGAGGACGGCUGGCAAAGGGCCACAUACACAGCUCGGCGACUGAGGGGCUUCUUCUUGGGCUGCCACACUUGAGAUGUAUCUGAGUACUGAAGUUCACACACACACACAUGACCUACAGAACUGAUUUGACUGCCUCACUGAGUCUUGUUGCUGAUAUGUGUUCAAGAUGAGUGGGAUGGGAGAAAAUUCCUCUGACCCAUCCAGGGCAGAGUCAAGAAAGCGCAAGGAAUGCCCUGAUCAGCUUGGACCCAGCCCUAAAAGAAGCACUGAGAAACGUAAUCGUGAGCAGGAGAAUAAAUACAUAGAAGAACUUGCAGAGCUGAUUUUUGCGAAUUUUAAUGAUAUUGACAACUUUAACUUUAAACCUGACAAAUGUGCAAUCUUGAAAGAAACUGUGAAGCAAAUUCGUCAGAUAAAAGAGCAAGAAAAAGCAGCAGCGGCCAAUGAAGAUGAAGUACAAAAAGCGGAUGUAUCAUCUACAGGUCAGAGUGUCAUUGACAAGGAUGCACUUGGACCAAUGAUGCUUGAGGCCCUAGAUGGGUUCUUCUUUGUAGUGAACCUGGAAGGUAACAUUGUGUUUGUUUCUGAGAAUGUGACACAAUACCUAAGGUACAACCAAGAAGAGCUGAUGAACACAAGUGUAUAUAGCAUCCUGCAUGUAGGGGACCACAAUGAAUUUGUCAGAAACCUGCUGCCAAAAUCUUUAGUGAAUGGGGGACCUUGGUCUGGUGAAGCCCCUAGGCGCAACAGCCAUACUUUUAAUUGUCGGAUGCUGGUAAAACCUUUAACUGAUGCUGAAGAAGGCCCUGAUAACCAGGAAGCACAUCAGAAAUAUGAAACUAUGCAGUGCUUUGCAGUUUCUCAACCAAAGUCCAUCAAGGAAGAUGGUGAAGAUUUGCAGUCUUGCUUGAUUUGUGUGGCAAGAAGAAUUCCAAUGAAGGAAAGGCCAAUUCCUCCCUCAUCAGAGAGCUUUUCUACUCGCCAAGAUCUGCAAGGCAAGAUAACUUCACUAGACACUAGCACUAUGCGAGCAGCCAUGAAACCUGGCUGGGAGGAUUUGGUGAGAAGAUGCAUUCAAAGAUUCCAUGCACAGCAUGAGGGAGAUAUAUCUUUUGCCAAGAGGCAUCAUCAGGAAGUGCUGAGGCAGGGACUAGCAUUCAGUUCUGUCUAUCGAUUUUCCUUGUCUGAUGGCACUAUAGUUGCUGCCCAAACGAAGAGCAAGCUCAUCCGUUCUCAGACUACUAGUGAACCUCAGCUUGUAAUAUCCUUGCAUAUGCUUCACAGAGAGCAAAAUGUCUGUGGAAUGAAUCAGGAUUUGACUGGACAAACAAUGGGGAAGACAUUGAACCCAAUUAGCUCCAGCAGCCCUGCCCAUCAGGCCAUGUGCAGUGGGAACCCAGGUCAGGAUAUGACCAUCAGUAGCAAUAUAAAUUUUGCCAUAAAUGGCCCAAAGGAACAAAUGGGCAUGCCAGCAGGCAGGUUUAGUGGUUCAGGGGGAAUGAACCAUGUGUCAAGCAUACAAGCAUCCACUCCUCAGGGUAGUAACUAUGCACUAAAAAUGAAUAGUCCCUCACAAAGCAGCCCUGGCAUGAACCCAGGGCAGCCAAACUCUAUGCUUUCCCCAAGGCAUCGUGUGAGUCCUGGAGUGGCAGGAAGUCCUAGAAUUCCACCCAGUCAGUUUUCCCCUGCAGGAAGCUUGCAUUCACCUGUGGGAGUUUGCAGCAGCACAGGAAAUAGCCAUAGUUACACCAACAGUUCCCUAAAUGCACUUCAAGCCCUCAGUGAGGGUCAUGGAGUUUCUCUAGGGUCAUCGUUGGCUUCACCUGACCUAAAAAUGGGUAAUUUACAAAAUUCCCCCGUUAAUAUGAAUCCUCCCCAACUGAGCAAAAUGGGAAGCCUGGACUCUAAAGACUGUUUUGGACUUUAUGGGGAGCAAUCAGAAGGUACAACUGGACAAACAGAGAGCAGCUGCCAUUCAGGAGAACAGAAAGACAGUAAUGAUAACAAUGUGCCCCAGGUUAUCAGUGGUGAGAGGCCUGAUGGACAGAACAGACUGCAUGAUGGCAAAAGCCAGACAAAGCUCUUACAGCUGCUGACCACCAAAUCUGAUCAGAUGGAGCCUUCACCCUUGUCAAAUUCUAUGGGAGAUGCUAACAAGGACUCCACCGGAGGCUUAUCUGGUUCUGGUUCAGCACAUGGAACCUCGCUCAAGGAGAAGCAUAAAAUUUUGCACAGACUCUUGCAGGACAGCAGUUCUCCUGUAGACUUGGCCAAACUUACAGCAGAGGCCACAGGCAAAGAACUGAACCAGGAGUCCAAUAGCACAGCUCCUGGUUCAGAGGUGACUGUUAAACAGGAACCAGUGAGUCCCAAGAAGAAAGAAAAUGCACUACUUCGUUACUUGCUAGAUAAAGAUGAUACUAAAGAUAUUGGUUUACCGGACAUAACCCCAAAACUGGAGCGGUUGGACAGUAAAACAGACCCUUCUAGUAGCACAAAGUUAAUAGCUAUGAAGACAGAAAAGGAGGAGAUAAACUUUGAGCCUAAUGAACAGCCGGGCAGUGAGUUGGAUAACUUGGAGGAGAUUCUGGAUGAUCUACAGAAUAGUCAGUUACCACAGCUUUUCCCAGAUACCCGGCCCGGUGCUUCAGCUGGAUCAGUCGACAAGCAAGCCAUCAUCAAUGACCUCAUGCAGCUCACAGGUGAAAACAGCCCUGGCACAUCUGUUGGAACCCAGAAACCAGCAAUGAGGAUUUCACAGAGCACUUUUAAUAACCCACGGGCAGGACAACUGGGCAGGUUAUUACCAAACCAGAAUUUACCACUCGACAUCACAUUGCAAAACCCAUCAGGUUCAGGACCAUUCCCACCGAUAAGAAACAGUAGUCCAUAUUCAGUGAUACCUCAGCCAGGAAUGAUGGGCAGUCAAGGGAUGAUAGGAAAUCAAGGAACUUUAGGGAACAAUAGCACAGGAAUGGUUGGUGGUAAUACCCCUCGGCCCGCCAUGCCAUCUGGAGACUGGGGUGCUCAGGGUUCUGCUGUGAGGGUAACCUGUGCUGCUACAACCAGUGCCAUGAACAGGCCAAUCCAAGGAGGCAUGAUACGUAACCCAACAGCCAGCAUUCCUAUGAGACCCAGCAGCCAGCCAGGCCCAAGACAGAUGCUUCAGUCUCAAGUCAUGAAUAUGGGGCCAUCUGAACUGGAGAUGAAUAUGGGGGGACCUCAGUACAGCCAACAGCAAGCUCCUCCGAAUCAGACCGCACCAUGGCCGGACAGCAUCUUGCCUAUAGAUCAGACAUCUUUUGGUAAUCAGAACAGGCAACCAUUUGGCAGCUCACCAGAUGACUUGCUGUGCCCGCAUCCUUCAACAGAGUCACCAAGUGAUGAGGGAACGCUCCUGGAUCAGCUUUAUUUGGCACUAAGGAAUUUUGAUGGCCUAGAAGAAAUUGACAGGGCUCUCGGAAUACCAGAACUGGUUAGCCAGAGCCAAGCUGUAGAUCCAGAGCCAUUCUCAAGUCAGGAAUCCAACAUCAUAAUAGAACAAAAGACACCCGUUUUCACUCAACAAUAUGCAUCUCAGGCUCAAAUGGCCCAGGGUAGUUAUACACCCAUGCAGGACCCAAACUUUCACCCAAUAGGACAACGGCCUGGUUACGCAACACUGCGUAUGCAGCCUAGGCCUGGUCUCAGGCCUACUGGUAUAGUGCAGAACCAGCCAAAUCAGCUGAGACUUCAGCUUCAACAUAGACUCCAAGCACAGCAGAAUCGCCAGCCACUGAUAAAUCAAAUCAGCAGCGUCUCCAAUAUGAACCUGUCUCUGAGACCUGGAGUACCCACACAGGCACCUAUCAAUGCACAGAUGCUGGCCCAGAGGCAGAGGGAGAUACUGAGCCAGCACCUGAGGCAACGACAGAUGCAUCAGCAACAGCAGGUGCAACAGCGGACUCUGAUGAUGCGAGGACAGAGUUUGAAUAUGUCACCAAGCAUGGUGGCCUCUGGUGGCAUACCAGCAACCAUGAGCAACCCACGGAUUCCGCAGGCAAACGCACAGCAGUUUCCAUUUCCUCCAAACUAUGGAAUAAGUCAACAACCUGAUCCAGGCUUCACAGGGGCUACCACUCCCCAAAGUCCACUGAUGUCCCCAAGAAUGGCUCAUACUCAGAGUCCUAUGAUACAGCAGUCUCAGGCUACUCCUGCCUACCAGUCCUCUACAGAGAUGAAUGGGUGGGCACAAGGGAAUAUGGGUGGAAACAGCAUGUUUUCACAGCAGUCCCCUCCACAUUUUGGGCAGCAAGCAAACACCAGCAUGUACAAUAACAACAUGAACAUCAGUGUAUCCAUGGCAACCAACACAAGUGGCAUGAACAACAUGAACCAGAUGACAGGGCAGAUCAGCAUGACCUCAGCGACCUCUGUGCCUACAUCAGGGUUGUCCUCCAUGGGUCCUGAGCAGGUUAAUGAUCCUGCUAUGAGGGGAGGCAAUCUUUUUCCAAACCAGCUGCCUGGAAUGGAUAUGAUAAAGCAGGAGGGAGAUGCAUCUCGGAAAUAUUGCUGACCUUGACGGUUGCUGGUUGCUCCUUUCUUCAGCUGCCUGGGCUCACCAGCCCAAAACACUUACCAGUUUGAAGACUUGCAUCUAUUGGUUUUGACCCAACUGACCUGCCAGCCAGUUCCACUGGAGCGAGCUCAGCUAAACGCUGCAGACAGGAUUCAGCUCUGCCUUCCAGAGUGGAGUCAAAACAGUUGUUGCUGGAAGAGCAGCCUCUUCUCUGACAGUCUGAAGCUAGCGUACAGACAGUUGCUCAGUCUGUUCACUGCAUUCACCUUAGUGCAACUUAGAUCUCUCCUGCGAAGUAAAUGUUGACAGGCAAUUUUCAUAAACCAUGUCAGAUUGAAUGUAUUUAAAUGUAUGUAUUUAAGGAAAAACAACCAUGCUCUUGUUCUGUUCCUGUUUAGUUCUAGACCUUGGUUUCUUGCUUUUUGUUUUCCCUGGCUACUCAGUCUGGUGCAACGGAUUCAAUUCCAUCUGCAAAUCAGUGUUUUGAACUAAGGCCUGCAUUUUGGGGUCGUUAGUGGGUUGGACGCUAGUGAGGGUGUGGGCAAUGUAUGGGGAAUAAACAGCUAAUCAAUUGGUUUGAUUUAGGAAAAGAUAGAAAAGCUGGACCUUGUAGAAAACUAUACAGAUCAAUUUUGAAUGGGUUUAAAGUUAUAAAACUGGCUAAAAACAUCCUGUGAGAGGGCUGUUUCGUUAGGGGCUUUUUUGGUGGUUGUUUUAAAAAAAAAAAAAAAAAUUAUAGUGCAAAUCAUGAAUCCAAAAAUAUAAAUGCAUUACCUUUUUAUGGAAUUAAAUUCCUGCCUGCCUCUCCUGGCCCUCUUUUCCUCCUCCUCCUCCUCCUCUUCUAAUAGGAUAAAAGAACAGGUAAGCCCUUCAUUUCCCAGGUGUGUUACCUGCAGUUUAGGCUGUACGUAACCAGUUGUUGAACAAUGAAUUCCAAUGAGAAAGCAUUUAUUGGUGAUGGUAGUGGCAGAAUUGGGGCAUAAUAUCAAAAAGAGCUAAAGGCACCUGCUUUAAAAUGUGUUAAUUUCCAUUCCCCAUCCCUUAGGUGGGAAAAUAAUGAUUUGUUUAAAACUUAUGGCAGAUAUCACUACAGAUUUACCAUCAUGCGUUUUUAAUUCUUUUAAAGCAGUGUGGACUAUGAGGAAGUUUCGUAAGGUACAUAAAAUCCACUUUAUAUGUAAACAAGCAAUAAUUUAAGUUGAGAACUUAACUGUUUUAAUUGUAUAAUUUUUUUGUGAGGUAUACAUGUUGUGGAGUUGAUUCCAAAUGAGGUACUUCAGUAUUAAAUUAGAUAUCUUCAUAGCCGUGUGUGUCUCCUGAAAAAGUGUUUUGUAAAGGAUCACAAUGCCUUGAUUAGACCUAAUUUGUAGGCUUGAGACUUUUCAACUUGUGAUUCUGCUCAUAAAGUCAUUUAUCUAAUCUAUAUUAUAUGCAGCCACUGUAGGAACCAAUUCUUGAUUUUUUGUAUGUUUAUAUUCUUUCUUAAUGAAUCUUAGAGAAACUGUUACUAAACAAGCCACUGUUAAGGUGGCUUUUUUUCUUGCCCACUGUGGUUGGAAUAAUCUUUUACUAAACUGGCAUCAGUUUCUGAGGACUUGAAAUACCAAGAAAUUGAUGAUGUUUUUGACCUCCUAUUUCUCUCCUCUAACCCCCAAUCCACACACUUUCUUAUCUGAACUCAAAUUUUUUGAUGUCCUUUAAAAUGCAAUGCAUUUUAUAAUAUCUCAUCAGUCAUGCCUUUUGGGAGUGGAAGGUUUCUUUCCCUGUAAUUUGAUUGUUUAUUUAUGGUGGGGGUUAAAAUGUACAAAGUAUCCGUUGAUCUCUAUACACAGCCGAUGAAAAUAUGUUAAAGGUGAUUUAAAAGAGUUGUUUCCCAUGGAAGGAUUUUCCCGAAAAUCAAGGAAAUCUGCUAAUCCAUUUGUUUCCCACUCAGAGGGACUCAUAACACACAGGGAAACAGCACUUUUCUGCAGUCACCAUUUUGUAUGUCAAAUUCUAAAAGGAAAUAUUUAGUCAACUGAGCCAUCGUGUUUAGCUCUGGUGGAAAACUUUAAAGUAGCUGUCAGCCUGAGCUCCAUAGUCUCGUUGAUAUGAUGACAUUUUUAUUAAACAUACAUUAUAUACCUGAUUUAAAUUUAUUUAUAUAAGAAUUGUGUAAAUUAGAGGGACUUUAACUUCACACAACACAAAAUGUAAAUGGGUUUUAAACUAAUUUUGUUUGUAUUGUAUUCCUUUUCAAUACUUGACCCUAACUUCUUUCAAUAGAUUAAUCUUUUUCACGGUGGACAAAAUGAGUAGUUUAAAUUUGUCCCUAUUCAUGACAGAUCUGCAAACCUUUCUAUUCGAUUUGUAAUUAUGAUACUUCAUCGCCCAUUGCCAUUUUAAAAGGAAGGAGAUUAUACCUACUACUUUGGCUCAGAAUUAGGUUCUGGUGUUUUGAGUUUUUGACUAGCUAAUUAAAAAAGAAAAGCGAGUGAAGGAAUCUUCAGAUCAUAUUGAUCACUGUAGAAACACAAAAAUAAAUAGCCAAAUCAAUUCCCUUCAUUAUCAGUAUUUCUCAUUCUGUACACAGUAAAUUUGUUGGAGAAAGUGCUUGGAUUUUGUUAAACAGAACAAAUAAUCAGUGUUCUACUUAUAUUACUAAAUGUGAAAGGCACAUAAUGUGAAAAGUAUACAUACAUAAACUUGGUCAUAUGACCCAUUUAAGUGUUCAUGUAAUGUGGUAAGUUUAAAAAGUGAAGUGAGCUGUUUUGCUACAAUGAAUUAAUUUGUACUCAAAGUUUAAAAUUUCGUCCCAUACCAAUAUCCCUUUUGGCCUGUAUUAAUUGAAAGCAAUGUUUUUGCAGUUUAUAUAAUGCAUUUUUUAAUAUAUGUUUUAAAAUGGAGUUCAUAUGGGCUUAACACAUGAAAUGGGUGGCACAGCUCCACUUGCAAAACCCAAAGAUACACAAUCAGUUUUGAAAUGCAACUUAAGCCAUUAAUUGUUGGUGUGAAUUUCAAGUUUUCUAGUAUUUGUAUGGUAGUAUGCUGCCGAAGAGCAAAAGUAUUCUCUGCACAAAAGAAAAUUACUGUAGUGGCUUUGAUUUUAAUUAGAAUUUUCUCCCUGGUGUUUCUUUGUAGACUAAAACAAAAUCUUUUCAGUUUCUUACUACAGGUAAAGCUAUGUGCAAGAACCUCAAAAUGCUAAAAUCUAGCAUAAUGCCUUAGAUCGGUUUUUAAGUCUUGUAUAUUCCUACCUAGCUGUCUGAUGUAUUAUAUUUGUAUAGUGAAUUGUGUACAAUUUUGGAAUAAGUGUAUCAUCACUUACCUUUAUGUUGCUGAAUAGAGAUGGACACAUUUCUUCAAACAUUUACUGUCAUUUAAUUUUUUUCCCCUUUUUGUCAGUUGUGGGUUUUAUUUGUACAGUUCCUCAUCAAGUUGCAUCUGAGAUGUGUGUAUAUGAAAAGAUUAUACAAGGGUAAAAUUAAGCAAUAUAUAAACUAUGGUUCUUCAGGAGAAAGCUUACAGUGUUUCAGGUUGUGAUUUAUUUUCAAAGCGGAGUUGACUCUGAACAUCACCUUGUUCACCUGCAUUGAUGUUUGUAUUUCUAGUGUGAGCAGUUUAUGCAAAGGUAGAUAUAUUCAGAGAAAUUUUAAAUACAUUUAUGCAAGUUAAUAUUGCUUUGCUGAUGCUAUUUGCUUAUUUGAUGUUAAAUAAUGCUAUUGUAAAUAAAGAAUUCUGUUGUUAUUGCAUCAUUUAAUAAAUUUUAAUGCCUUCGGGUUUUACAUGGC